GUUUGUUUCAUGAGCGCUGACAUACCGUGUGCAUUAAAAAAAAAGAAGAAGCCCAAAUUCACGUAUUUUUAAAUAUUUUCUCGUAGAAAUGCCGAAAAAUAAAGGUGGCGGUGGAGGAGGAGGAGGUGGGAAAGGAGGAGCAAAGCCCAAGGGAAAAGGAAAGGGCGGGGCCUCUGGAGAUGAUGAUAGCGGUGGAGGAAAACAAAAGAAAGGAGGAACAACUGUCAAGGUUAGGCAUAUCUUAUGUGAGAAGCAUUCCAAGGUCAUGGAGGCUAUGGAGAAGAUAAAAGCAGGUGAAAGAUUUAAUUCAGUAGCAGAGAAAUACAGCGAAGAUAAAGCAAGACAAGGGGGUGACCUUGGAUGGAUGACAAGAGGUUCCAUGGUUGGACCGUUCCAAGACGCAGCAUUUGCUCUCCAGCCUAGCACCACUGAUAAACCCAUCUACACCGACCCUCCAGUGAAGACAAAGUUUGGUUAUCAUAUCAUCAUGAUAGAGGGAAAGAAAUAACACAAGGCUCUGUGCCCUGGCUUAGGGUGUUAAUGUACAUAUGUAUGUAGGUAGAACAAUGAGAAAUACAAAUAAUUCGUUGGAGUAAGCAGUGGCGGAACCCUUUUGAGAGUCAUAGCCAAUAUUUUUAAUGUAAAUAUGUCGCUCAUACACAAGUGAGGACCUCUUUCUUUUUUGCUUGUCAAAUUUUACAUGAGACUAAAUGACCUUCAUUUUUUUAGUGAAAACUUUUUUUUUGCUUUUCAAAUUUUCCUAGGGAAAAUAUGCCCCCCCCUGGAAAAUCCUGGAUCUGCCCCCUAGGGGUAAGGGCAUUAUGAUUGUAAGGGAUUAGCCUUUUGAGUAAUAUACAAGAAGUCUCAUUCCCUGCUGCAACAAAGUGAUAUGAGAGGCAGGAUUUCUGGAUGAUUUGCUGCAACAAAUGCAUCCAUGGAAAUCUGCGCAAUAAGUCAAAUAUGAAAUCUAGCCUUCAACCUAACCCCAAUCCUGACAUUCAUAAACUAAAUCCCUAUCAAACACUUCCCCUAUAUUUUUAUCCUAGAAACUAUUACAGGAGUAUUUGUUGAGUCAGUCUCAUGUGAGCUGGGCAAAACAAAAUGGUUAAGGUUAUUUUUUAGGUUAGAUUAUAUAUUUGACUUAUUGCACAGAAUUUCUGUACAUGUUACUCAUAGCAGUUGCUCUAUUUUAUCAUAUUGUAAUAGUAUGCAGCACUUGAGAUAACAUUGUAUUAAGUGCUAUAUAAAUGAUGCAUACUAUUGUAUUCGUACACUACAGUUCAUUUUCUCCUAGCAAGUCGUCACCAUCCAAAAUAGGGUUAGGAAAAGGGAAAACAAAGAGAAGAGACAGAAUGAAAUGAAUAGACAGUCGCUUGUAUUUCAAGUUACUUCCAAAGGGGUCUGGAAUUUUAGACUAGCAUGGGUACAUCAUUCCUUUAUUCUUUAUUUACAGACAUUCUUUUAAGAAAUGUUUAUUAUAUUGGCAAAGUAGUGUGGCUAACAGUUGAACUGUACAAAGCUUAAUGGAAUUAAUCUGAUUCAAAUUUCUUGCACCUGUAAUUACUUUUUAGAAAAAUUCUGAACGAACUUUGAAAAUAGAAUAUUUGAAAUAAAAAAUAUGAAUCUUUUUUACCAAA
Lytechinus pictus (painted urchin) is the source of this 1637-nucleotide messenger RNA. Its product is annotated as peptidyl-prolyl cis-trans isomerase NIMA-interacting 4-like. The transcript is spliced from 4 exons. NCBI's taxonomy places the organism in Eukaryota, Metazoa, Echinodermata, Echinoidea, Temnopleuroida, Toxopneustidae. The coding region runs from base 89 to 508 and encodes 139 amino acids. The record is from RefSeq and is a predicted model, not a curated record. Gene Ontology annotation, cellular component: nucleus. Gene Ontology annotation, molecular function: peptidyl-prolyl cis-trans isomerase activity; DNA binding. Gene Ontology annotation, biological process: rRNA processing.